CACUCCAGCCACAUGCAAUAUACAAUCCGACGAGACAAGAACACAUUCGCUCAACACAGAGAAGAACUGACCACCACCUGAAAAAAAUGGAUCCCUGCGACUGCGCCAAGACUGGAACCUGCAACUGCGGCACAUCAUGCACCUGCGCAAACUGCUCCUGCACAAAAUGCAAGAAAAGUUGCUGCGAGUGCUGUCCUUCAGGCUGCAGCAAGUGCGCCUCCGGGUGCGUGUGCAAAGACAAGACCUGCGACACUAAUUGUUGCCAGUGAGGACCGGAGCUGUCAAACUCUACUUUAUGUAGCCUUGGAAAAAGGGACCAAUGUUAACUAUUUGUUGAAAUUGUGUGUGUUUGUUUGUACGUAUCGAUGUUAAAAAAUAAAAUGCGUUUACUCUA
Gadus chalcogrammus (walleye pollock) is the source of this 394-nucleotide messenger RNA. RefSeq names its product metallothionein. The record is from RefSeq and is a predicted model, not a curated record. Lineage: Eukaryota; Metazoa; Chordata; Actinopteri; Gadiformes; Gadidae. The coding region runs from base 87 to 269 and encodes 60 amino acids. Gene Ontology annotation, molecular function: metal ion binding. The transcript has 3 exons.